Messenger RNA from Prunus armeniaca (apricot), 1182 nucleotides. NCBI's taxonomy places the organism in Eukaryota, Viridiplantae, Streptophyta, Magnoliopsida, Rosales, Rosaceae. The record is from the annotation of a GenBank genome assembly.
AUGUCCAGCUCUUCACCAACACGUCAGCCUCAGACAUUCGGAUUGCCAUGGCCGGAUCUCAACCACGGCCUGCUCUACAACGACGUCGUUCGAGCCUCCGAUUCUGAACUGACACUGAUCGAGUUCUACUCGAGCAAGUAUAAGAACUCAGCUCCUCUACAAGGUUGGUUGCAGAGAAUUCGGAACGGACAGAUAACAGUUGAUGGCGAAGUUGUUAAAGAUCCCAGUACGAUCCUCAGGGUCGGUUUGGAAUUGGUCUAUCAUAGGCUUCCGUGGAGAGAGCCCGAUGUGCCAUACUUGCUGGAGGUUCUAUAUGACGAUGAUGAUAUGAUUGCUCUAAAUAAGCCUUCUGGCCUGCAAGUUUUACCUGGAGGUCUUUUCCAGCAACGGACAGUUCUCACACAGCUCCUUUGGCAGGCAACAAAGAAGAUCUCUCCCUUAUCUUGCCAAGAACCACAUCCUGUUCCUGUUCAUCGCUUAGGAAGAGGCACUUCAGGAAUAUUACUCUGUGCAAAGACGAAGCAUGCCAAAACUCAACUUGCAGCAUACUUUGCUGAUGGGACAUCUAAUAUUGGAGAUGACAGUAAUACCUCCAUGGAGGCGCAUGCAGUGAGGAAAAUCUCAAAGAUAUACCGGGCACUAGUGACUGGGAUACUUUGUGAAGAUAAGGUAACUGUCAAACAGCCAAUUGGAGUGGUGCGAUAUCCUGGUGUGGCUAAAGGGCUGUAUGUUGCUUCUCCCACAGGAAAACCAGCUAUGAGUAAAGUUGAAGUUCUUGAGAGAGAGAUUCAUAAAAACCAAACACUGGUCCAGGUUGAGAUUCAGUCAGGGAGGCCACACCAAAUUCGUAUCCAUCUUUCUUACAUAGGACAUCCUUUGUUAGGAGAUCCUCUUUAUGUUCUUGGUGGACAACCAAAGUGCUUAGAUUCUGACUUUGUAGAUGAGAAUUUUGCAGCUGAUGGAGGGUUCCUGAGGCCUACAAAUCCUGUUCCAGGAGAUUGUGGCUACAACUUGCAUGCUCAUCAAGUGAUUCUCUCACACCCAUCAUCCAAUGAGGUAAUCGAAGUUACAGCACCACUUCCGGCUAUUCUCCGAACUCAGAAAGAAACCGAAGAACUUGUUAGCACUACCAAUACUAAGAAUGCUGCAGAUGGAGAGUGCACAUUCAACAGGUUUCCUUGA